UUGAUAUUGUACGUGGUUGUAUUCUAUAGCGAGCUGGUUGGAAAAUGGCGGCGAUUCAGGAAAUCAUUUGGGGAAUGGUGUCAUGGCGACAUUGAUAUUGCCCAGCUUGCCGAUCGUAUCAUAGAACCACCGCCAGCGCAGAUAGAUCUUGAUUCUGUGCUCCAUAUGUGCAGUAGUAACCCUGUGCAAAUUCGUGAAGAGGUGUCACUAUUACUGGAAGAUAUGUAUCUGAGGUUAAAACGAAGUCUGUUCGCUGGUGUAUCAACGGCAUUUUUGUCAAUAUUCCUCCCAUGCGUAUUUGUACCG
Molecule: messenger RNA, 306 nt
Organism: Cooperia oncophora
Lineage: Eukaryota; Metazoa; Nematoda; Chromadorea; Rhabditida; Trichostrongylidae
Source: the annotation of a GenBank genome assembly